Messenger RNA from Centropristis striata (black sea bass), 4441 nucleotides. It is a transcript of the gene rabgef1l, whose product is annotated as RAB guanine nucleotide exchange factor (GEF) 1, like. Gene Ontology annotation, cellular component: cytosol; endocytic vesicle. Gene Ontology annotation, biological process: vesicle-mediated transport. Lineage: Eukaryota; Metazoa; Chordata; Actinopteri; Perciformes; Serranidae. The transcript is spliced from 9 exons. Bases 150 to 1667 code for a protein of 505 amino acids. The record is from RefSeq and is a predicted model, not a curated record. Gene Ontology annotation, molecular function: DNA binding; small GTPase binding; guanyl-nucleotide exchange factor activity.
AAGAAACAGACAAAAUGGCUGUGGGACGGAGCUAGCUGCUCGGCUAAUGUAAACAUCUUCAACAGCAGACUGGAGCUGGAGAGAACAAAACCUCACCACAUUGCUUUGUGACACUGCGGAUGAGCGUUCAUUUCCAACUUUGGUGAACUAUGAUGAGCCAGCGGCGUGGGAUCCAUCUGGACCAAUCAGAGCUGCUCUGCAAAAAAGGAUGUGGUUUUUAUGGCAACACUGGCUGGCAGGGCCUGUGCUCGAAGUGCUGGCGAGAGGAAAAUCAGCGAGAAAAGCAAAAACAGAUUCAGGAAGACUGGGCACUUGCUGAGAGGCUGCAGAGAGAGGAAGAGGAAGCUUACGCAAGCAGACAGCAGAAGACCCAAUCACAGCCUUCCAUUACACCCUUCAGCAAGUUUGAGGAGAGAAAAACUAAAGAAAAGUCCAGCAAAGUCAACACGGUCACUAAGUUUUUUAGCCCUUCCACAAAAACACCACCAAAAAAAGAUGUUGCUUUUGACGCUCACUCCAGCCCGAGCCCCAGCUCCUCCACCAGCCGCCAUUCCUCCGUGGACAGCGACCACGCAACGCGAGACUUCAUUGAUUUUCUCAAACCGCUGAAGUCUGGCAGGGAGAUCUUCAAACAGUGCCGGGCCUUCACUGAGAGCAUGGUCUACAAACGGGACAUGGGAGCUGAUGAGCUGUCAGAGUGUGUGCAGGAUUUCUACCAGAACCUCUCAGAUCGCCUUCACACCCAGUCCAAAGGUUCGUCAGAUCAUGUAGAGAGCGUUAUGGAUGAAGUAGAGAAAUACAUGAUGACUCGUCUGUAUAAAGAAGUCUUCUGUCCUGAGACCACAGAUGACGAGAAGAAAGACCUGGCCAUUCAGAAGAGAAUUAGAUCCUUGCACUGGGUCACCAUAGAGAUGCUGUGUGUUCCUGUAGACGAGGAGAUCGCUGCCGUGUCGGACAGUGUAGUCAAAGCCAUCACAGAUGUGAUUGAAAUGGAUUCAAAGUGCGUGCCCAAGGAGAAGCUGGCGUGCAUCACGCGCUGCAGCAAGCACAUCUUCAACGCCAUCAAUAUCAGCAAGAAAGAGGCUGCGUCUGCCGAUGACUUCCUCCCCACGCUCAUCUACAUCGUGCUGAAAGCAAACCCUCCGAGGCUGCAGUCCAACAUCCAGUAUAUCACCCGCUUCAGCAACCCCAGCAGACUGAUGACUGGAGAGGACGGCUACUACUUCACUAAUCUGUGCUGCGCUGUGGCCUUCAUAGAGAAGCUGGACGGUCAGUCCCUGAACCUCAGCGCUGAGGAGUUUGAUCUCUACAUGUCGGGCCAGGCGUCGCCUCACUGGCCACCGUCCAGCGGAGCUUCUUCCUGCUCGCCAGGCGGCGCCGCUCUCACUCAGGUCCACCAGCGGCUGGACCUGCUGACGGGGCUCGGCCAGAGGCAGGACCGGGUCAUGGAGAAGGCCCGCAAGAUGGAGAGCGACCUCAUCGACUGGACGGACGAAGUGGAGCAGAAGGUGCACAGUGUUCUGGAGAGCUUCUCCCCAGAGACACAAACCCCCCCUGCUACCACCGCUGGUGGAACAGCCUCCGCAGCAUCAUCAGCUAUCGACUCUGAUAACGUUGAGAACGAACACCUGCCCCCUCCGCUGCAGCCGCAGGUGUUUGCUGGUUGAUGUGAAGAAAAAAUAAAUCCUCUCGAGGCUUUACUCCUCCUCCCCCCUCCCCCUGCUCCCUGCUGGUAAACUUUGCUGUCCGCAUGCACAUACAGCAGCAUUCUGACAUGGAUCAUCUCCACUCCAGCCCCAUCUGUUCCAUCCACCCAUCGCCCAAGAGGCCCUGAAAUUACACUACACAAUUACAAAAGUGACUAUUAAAUUAAAGGAACAGUUUGGCAUUUAGCAAAGCAGACUUACUGUAUUUGCUUUCUUGCAAGAGUUAGAAUAGAAGAUCAAUAACCACCAGGGUUCAUACAAAGUGUUUGAAGUACGGAAAAUGCUUCAAUUAAAUCGUUUUCAAGGUUCGGAAAAUGCUUGAAUUUAAAGAGUGCUUGAUUUUCAACAUAAUAUGAUGUUGCAUCGACACAAUCACUCAUGUUAACCAACAAUCUGAGUGUUUGAAAUGAAGCGAUCCCGUUGUCUCACACCAAACGAGCUGAGCUGCUCAUAACGAGAUAAUUCCCCCUUACUCUGGAAAUUUACAAGCAUUAAAUACUCUUGAUUGAAACAUACAGUCAAAGUUAAUAAAAACAGUUUGUAAAAUAAACAAAAUGUCAAUAUUGCUGUAGAUAUAAAUUAAUUCUGUAAAGUUUUUUUUAGCAAUUGCAUUCAUAGGAACAAUUUAGAUGUGAUGUUAAAGCCUUCAAGAGUUUAGACAUCUUGAAUUUUACUCUUAAAGCUGUAUGAACCAUGAACUCAUGUCUGUAAAUAUGAAACUAAGACAAAAAGGUUAGAAAGAGAUGGGGGGGAGCUAGCCUGGCUCAGUCCAAAGGUAACAAAAAUCUACUAACCAGCAUCUCUAAAGCUCACUAUUAAGACAUUAUAAACAUAUUGUUUGUUUAAUUUUCAAUAGACAAAUUAUUUUUUCACCCGUGGACAGUGUCAGACUCACUUUCAGCUUUUGUGUGAAGCUUCAGCCUCUUACCAGACCAGCUCUGGUUCCUCUUUAACAGACAAGCAUCAGAGUGUUAUCACUCUUCUUAUCUCACUCAAGGCAAGAAAGCAAAUUUCCCAAAAUGUCCCAGAGAAAGUCUGUACACUCCAAGCAUUCAGUCCUGGCUGCAAAGGAUUCGAUGCAGCAUCUGACGUGCUACAAAUGGCAUUUGACCCACUCGUGUCCCUUCGGUGUUCCCAGGCCAUUUGGGAAGUGUUAUCCCAGAUCAGAUGCUUCCUCCAGGUGAGAGGAAACCUUCCACAGAGGGACAUCCAGGAGGCGUCCCAAUACGCUGCCCAGACCUCCUCAACUGGCUCCUUUUAAUGCAAAGGAGCAGACCGACUCCACUCCGAGCUCUUCCCAGUCAACCUGUUGGUCACCCAUGACGGCAUCUUCAGUACCUCAGUAGUUCUUCAUCCUUGUUAUUGUCGUUACAUUUUGUGCAGACAGGAUGAGAUUCUUUUAACAUGAUUCUGACAUUUUUCGCAGCUUUUCAGACAAAAUGUUUGUGUUAUUCUGUUGUGAUGUUUCCAGAUGUAAAUUGACAAGUGGGAGUACAAAUGGAAAACAUUACAGCCCAAGAAGUAACAUCAAACAGUUUUUUAAGUGAAAUAUGUUUCUGAGAAAGGGAAUGGAGAAAUCUGGAAACUUAACUUCCCCUCACUAAAAAAAGCUCAUGCUCGUGAUCUGUGCUGUUGACUGUGUGUUUCCCUAUCCUGCAGAGAAAUAUCUGGCAAGAAAGAGAUGUGUGUGGGUGUGUGUGUGUGUGGUGGUUGUGCAUGGGGCAAAGUGUGUAUGUGUGUGAAAGCGAGCGUGCGUUGCAUGGACAUGUUCCUUUAAUGUCAGUAAAUCAUAAAGUUAUGCGUAUUGUGGUCUUGUUUUCAUGGCAGACCUCACCCUCCAGUCACAGCUGGAUGUACAGAAGUGAUUUUAUUUUUCUAUAGAGUGGCAGCAGGUAUCAAUUCUUUUUGGAUGCAAUAGGAGACAUUAAUCCUGUAAUAUUUACAGUAGUACUCUUGUGAAAGAACAUUGCUUGAAGACAUGUUACACAAAUUCUAAUGAUUGAAUAGUACAAUUUUCUUCUAGUCGAUUUUUUCUCAAGAGCAUGUCCCAUUUAAAAAAAAAAAAAAAAUCUGUUUUAGGUGCUUUAUUUUGGGGUUAUUUUGUCGGAGCUGUUGGGUUAAAUAGUUAAGAAGAAGAUGAUGCUGUUUCCUAUAAACGCAAGUCAUAAAAGACGCUUUUCAGGCUGGUUUAAUGUAACCAAUUUAACUUAUUUUGAAGCACUUUUUUUUCAUUUGCUUUUUAAAACUUAAUUCAGAAGUAACUUUAAUGAAGGAAGUAGUGGCUAUGUUGAGUUGAAAGGAUAAUUGGUGGAAACAGUGUUGUUAAACCUGUCUGUGUGUGUGGCAGUGGUGUGCUGUAGUGGGAGAAAUGUUUGUUUUCCUCUGAUCGUGAGCUAAGGUUCAUAUGUUGCUAGAUUUGAAUCUUUUUUUAUUAUUAUUUGCAGCACGUAUAGUCAGUGUGCAGCUGCUGACCAAUUUUAUUUUGAGAAAUGACUUUUAAUGCAAACUUAAACUAUAGCUUGAAUAACAUCAUAUUGCACUGUAUGCAGAAGCCAUUUAUCAGGUAUUUUAAGAAGUUUAAAGCAUCAUCUUUGUAACCUUAUAGGUUUGUUAUUGUAUCACAUGGGAGAAAGUAACUCAAUACUGUCUUUUAUUUAAAUGUAACUUAUUGGGGCAGUAUUGGUUUAUUUGCCUCUUUGGGUGUGUGAAGAUGAUUAAUAAAAACGGAAAAUGCA